AUGAAGCUCCGUUCGGGAACUACAAAGGGUGAUAGCCGUCGUCGUUCGACUCGAAACAAGGGAGAGAAAGGCGCUAUCGAGCGCAAGCGUCAAGCCACAUUCCAAACAGCCAAGCGUCCCGCCAAGCGUGCCCCCAAGCGUACCGCCAAGCGCAAACGCCGCCCAGAUUACAAUCCAACCUCCGCGGGCUCAGAGCAGACGAAAGGCAAGGCUCGCGGCAAGGGAGGAUGUGUCAAUUACAAAUGGUAUGGACCUACGAAAGCCGAAGAUUUAUUGUUAUGCUCCGAAUCACGCGAUCUGUCCACGCUGCCAAAGAACACUACUCUGGAUAUUGAAUGGUCAAGUCCCUCCAUGGGCUCAGAGCAGAAGGAAGGCAAGGCUCACCGCCGGGGGGGAUAUGUCGAUUACGAAUGGUCUGCACCGACGGAAGAAAAAGAGUUGGCAUGCACCGAUGCACACUAUCUGUCCACGCUGCCAAAGGACAUCAUUUGGUCAAUCACCUCUAAACCAAAAGUCGUGACAACAACCACAGUCGCAACCAGUAUAUCCCACCCUGAAGUCCCAGGUGUCAUCUACAAGUUUCGUGUCGACACCGAUGUGGGCACAUGCGAGCGAAUCUGGAAAGACCCAAGGAUGGAGAAGGAAUUGAAGCAAUUCUCGGAAUCCUGUCAAGGAACAAGCAAAGAUCCAUAUACUUCGGAACAAUUCAUGGAGCUUUUUGAACAGGUAGCCAAGGAAGGUGGAGAGCUUGGAAACUCUUUGGAGGACAUUGAGUUUAGUGAUGGUUUCAGAACCUGGAGAGUGGCUAAGAGUGACAGCACAAAACAAAACGCUGCCGUCUAUGGACGUAUUAUGCCAAAGGCAACUGAGGAAAUCAUUCGUGUAAUGGACAUUACAGUAAGCGACAAAGUCCUUGACUUGGGCCAUGGCCUAGGGAAUCUUUGCUUCCAAGUGUCAUUCACCACUGGCUGUGAAGCCAGGGGUGUAGAACUUCUUGAACCACGUUACGUUGUGUCUGCGGCCAUUCACCGCAAGUUGGCAAAGGUUGCAAACGAUAAGAAAAAAUCCAAUCCCACUGAAUGGGACCGCAGAGCAGGCCCAGUUGAGUUGAAGCACGGCCGAAUUGAGGACCCUGCCUUAACAACAUGGCUGACAGGUUGCACUCGGAUCUUUGUGAACAAUUUUAAUGAAGUUAUGGACUCCAGAUCAGAUCCAACACGAGGGAAUGACCCAGUUGAUACUCGAAUCGCCGCCUUGUUUGCCAACUGUCGAGCGGGAACUGUCAUGGUGACUCUUUGCAGCAUUCGUUAUCUCGGACUCCCACAUUCGCAGGUACUGGAAAGAAGACAACGUUUCGGGCUGAAGACACCUGAAGAGUCCUAUGCUUCAUUCUUUGAGGUUGAAGAGGUUGAAAUUGGACCCCAGGAUGAGUGUGUCUCAUGGGGUGCGAACAGCAAUCCGCUGAUUGCAUACAAAUACACUCGGCUGCAGCAAGCUGGUGGUGGCAAAGUGCCAGGUCCAGUCUUUCUUUGUGACAACCCCGUAUGCGCACUUGCCCGGGAAGCAACACCAAUUCCAGCAACAGUUGUUCGAGCUGGUGGAGAACUGUUCAUGAACUCCACUUGCGAGUGUGGAUGCAGCCAACGCCAAACCAGAGACAAUGGUUCGAAGAAACAGGGUUCGAAGAAAUGCAAGGGGCCGGCCUGGACUGCAUAG
This is a messenger RNA of Seminavis robusta, 1716 nucleotides long. NCBI's taxonomy places the organism in Eukaryota, Bacillariophyta, Bacillariophyceae, Naviculales, Naviculaceae. The record is from the annotation of a GenBank genome assembly.